This is a messenger RNA of Pangasianodon hypophthalmus (striped catfish), 1550 nucleotides long. RefSeq names its product nuclear factor of kappa light polypeptide gene enhancer in B-cells inhibitor-like 1 (gene nfkbil1). The record is from RefSeq and is a predicted model, not a curated record. Bases 357 to 1427 code for a protein of 356 amino acids. Lineage: Eukaryota; Metazoa; Chordata; Actinopteri; Siluriformes; Pangasiidae. The transcript has 4 exons. Gene Ontology annotation, molecular function: protein binding. Gene Ontology annotation, biological process: canonical NF-kappaB signal transduction.
CAGGAACUAAUCUCUCGGAACUAACAUGUGCGCUAGAAAGACGCUGGGAACUAUUUUGCAGCCGUACGGGAUUGUGUAACGUUUAUAUAUGUCCGUGCUGAAAUGCGGUGUAUUGGUAAGCUUAGGGCCAUAGACAUAUAUUUUAUUUUUAUUCAUAUUUUUAUAUAUUUUAUAUGUCUAUGCUUAGGGCUAGCUGAGUAGUUGAUUUAGCUUAGCUUUUGUAUUAUCAUACCAAACUAAUUAACAUUUUAAUUUAUUGGAUUACGAACGAAAUUACGAAUACACCGAUUGAGAUAUUUAUUUAUUAGCUAUCUGAGUGAAUUAGCUAGCUAGCCACUGUAUUAUUUAAGUACAUAAUGGCGUCCCGGAAGCAGAAGAAGGUUUGGCGCUAUGUGGAAGAAGGAAGUCUGCUGAAGCUGAAGUCGUAUCUGCGGAAACACAGAGAUGUGGAGCUGAAGUUCACUCAAGGGAAGAGGAGAAGAGGAGUGCUGCAUCUGGUCUGCUCUCACGGAGACGACGCGCUGCUCCGGCUGCUGUUAAAACACGGAGCAGAUCCGCUGCAGAAGGACCGGAACGGGGACACACCGCUGCACCUGGCCGCCAGAAAAGCCCUGAAACACGGCAAAACAGACUAUGAUGAUCUGGUAGUUCCUUUGCGUAAACACUGUCCUGCUGCACUGAGCAUACGGAACAACGCUGGAGUCACUCCUCAUGAGCUGCUUCAGGGACUGAGCUUUAAACAGAAGAGGAGUCCUGGAGCAGAUGCUCCGCAGCGGUCUGAUCCUGAGCAGGAGUGGAGGGAGAAGCUGCUGGGGGAAUGCCAAGAUGAGUUUUUCGAAACAUUUGGGCAGUAUGAUGACGAUUUUCUGAGAGAUGACGAAGACGAGGGAGACUUUGCUGACUGGGCUGAGCGAAUCAGAAGGGAGUAUGAGGCCAAGCAGCGGGCCAGAGCGAGGACAGACAGGAAGGGAAGAAGAAAAAAGGAGGAGAAAAACGCAGAGGAGGAGGAGAGGCAGCGUAGAGAGCUGCACGCCCGGCUGGAGAAGGAGCACAGGGAAUACCUGGAACGUGCCUCUCGUAAAAAAGACGAGACCCAGCAGGGGAAGAAGAGGCGCUAUGAGGAGCGCUGUGACGCCGUCUUCCUCAGCUCCGCCUCCGGAGGCGGUGCCCUGGGAUAUGAUGACAUUCCCUGGCCUGCGCCGCGUGGUUCUGUCGACGAGAUGAUGGCCGUCAUCCUGCAUGGUGUGGACCGAUCCGACACGGCCACUUUCCGGAAGUUUCUGCGCCGCCAGCAGGCUCUCUGGCACCCAGAUAAGUUCGCCCAGCGCUGCGGUGGCCGGCUACAGGACGGAGACAGGCAAAGGAUUAUGGGUACAGUCACGGCUCUCUCCCAGGAGCUGAACAAACUGGCUCAGAGUCUCCGGUGACGCUACAGUCAACUGCUGGAGCCAGAAAUUUUGUAGCUCUGUAAUAAUGGGAUUAUUUUACAGGUUCAGUGUGGAAUUUGAAUCUGAUUGGCUGCAGGCAGUCAAAGAAAUAUUUAAUAAACA